UCGUACUGUGAAAUCAGGAUUAGUUUUCUGGGAGCAGAGGCGUGUUUGUUAGCAGGGUCUGCGAGGAAUGCAUACCACACCAAGUACCGAGGGUACUUUGUGAGGCACGAUUUGUCUUGUGCUACCCUGCGCAAAGGUGUGUUUGCAGCUGGAGCUGCCUUGACCUUGCUGUCCAUGUUGGCCUCCAUCUUGUACUAUUGGGCACACUCCAGGGCUGAUACUGGUUUCUGGGAGAAGCACCGCAAUGAAGGGCUUGGAUUGGCAACACAACACCACCACCACCAAGGGGCUGAUUCUGAUAAGGCCUGAUCAUGAUUUCUUGCUUUGAACGAUGUUUACUCAAUUUUGGUGGUCCUGUUUUAGGUUUUGGAUAAGGGAUAUUGGGGAUAAGGGAAGGAAGAACAGUGUUUGCAAAACCUUGUUCUUGUAUUAAUGGGUGAAUAUAUAGUAUUUAUGCUGUAAUGGAAGAAUGCUUGAAAUAUAAAGAUAGAUGGCAGCACAAUGAUGGUGGUUUAAUA
Messenger RNA from Vigna umbellata (rice bean), 518 nucleotides. The record is from RefSeq and is a predicted model, not a curated record. Lineage: Eukaryota; Viridiplantae; Streptophyta; Magnoliopsida; Fabales; Fabaceae.